Messenger RNA from Coniosporium apollinis CBS 100218, 453 nucleotides. RefSeq lists its product as uncharacterized. Lineage: Eukaryota; Fungi; Ascomycota; Dothideomycetes. The transcript has a single exon. The record is from RefSeq and is a predicted model, not a curated record. Bases 1 to 453 code for a protein of 150 amino acids.
AUGGCGAUGGAGAUGCAGACCUUCCCCCCUAGAGCGAGCAGGGGUCAGCCAUCUGGUGCCCUCUCGUCUCCCAACCGGAUAACCACGCCAGCGGCUGCGCGCCUGUCCGUCAUACCAGAGAACAACGAUGCCGCCGCACCGCAGUACUCCUCGCGGAGCUCCUACCGAUCCCCAUUCAGGAGGACUGCCCCCGGCGCAGCGCCUAGCGAGAGCGCAGACGACCUGACCAAUGCGUACUUGGAGCGUAUUCGAGGAGAGGGCUCGCCGCCGCCUCCGUACGACAAGCUGCAUGCGUUGCGGAACAACAAGUAUCUGGCAAAGCGCGGAGGGUGGAAGCGGUUCUUGCUUAUCUUCGUCGGGGUGCUCCUCGCGAUCGUUGCAAUCGUUGUCGGCGUAACGGUAGGAUUAGCAAACAAGUCGAGCGCUAGAGAGUAUACACAUCCUCCGCGGUAG